GGCAAGAUAGGUGUGUAACAUAUUUACAGUUGGUAACACUGUAAUUAACACCAAUCGGAAAGAAACUAAAGAAUUCAGACUUCCUUUCCAUAAUAUAGUUCUUGUGACAACCACGUUUUUGUGCCAGAAGUUUUACUUCCUAAUCCAAAAUGGGUCGAGUAAGAACAAAAACAGUGAAAAAAGCUUCAAAAGUUAUCAUUGAAAAGUACUACACGCGGUUAACCCUAGAUUUCCAUACAAAUAAAAGAAUUUGUGAAGAAAUUGCUAUAAUUCCAACAAAACCAUUAAGAAAUAAAAUUGCUGGUUUUGUUACACAUCUCAUGAAAAGAUUGAGACACUCUCAAGUACGAGGUAUUUCAAUCAAAUUACAAGAAGAAGAACGUGAACGUCGUGACAACUAUGUACCAGAAGUAUCUGCUUUAGAACAUGAUAUCAUUGAAGUUGAUCCAGAAACUAAAGAAAUGUUGAAAAUGCUUGAAUUCAAUAAUAUUAAUGGUCUUCAACUUACCCAACCCACUACACAAUCAUUUAAUAGACGUAAUUAAGUCGAUUAUUUAAACAAAAAAAUGUAAUGUUUUUUU
Molecule: messenger RNA, 581 nt
Organism: Chrysoperla carnea
Lineage: Eukaryota; Metazoa; Arthropoda; Insecta; Neuroptera; Chrysopidae
Gene: RpS17
Product: 40S ribosomal protein S17
Exons: 3
Coding region: 150-545 (131 amino acids)
Biological process (GO): translation
Cellular component (GO): ribosome
Molecular function (GO): structural constituent of ribosome
Source: RefSeq, a predicted model, not a curated record